Rotaria socialis is the source of this 5358-nucleotide messenger RNA. Lineage: Eukaryota; Metazoa; Rotifera; Eurotatoria; Philodinida; Philodinidae. The record is from the annotation of a GenBank genome assembly.
AUGUCUAACAGAACAUCAGCCACAUGCAAAACUGGAGCAAACUAUGAGCAAGACGAUGACGCAUCAAACACAGAUCAGCAGAAGCCGCCCUUUGUAGUACGUGAUCGGUACUUUCCAACAAAGACGCCACGUCCUAGUAGAAAAGACGAUAUGCCAUUAAAUCAGUCAAGAUGUUCACAACGUUCUUUAAGCAAUCUUUCUCGUAUUUUACCGGCAACUAAUGUGGAUUGUGUAAUUUCGAGAGGUAAUGUGAAUAUAAAAAAUAAUCAGCGAUCAAACUCACAAACAAAACGCCCACGUUCGAAUUCAAGGGUCAAGUCUUCCAAAGCUAUGGGAUUUAAUUGUAUAGGUUCCAAAUCUACUAUUGAGCAACUGAAAGAAAAAAUCAGGGGUUUAUAUGACAAAGACAUACCCGAAGCACGCAAUAAUCAUGAGUUUCUCAUUGUCGAACAAAACGCAUUAAUUGAACAGCUUGAUGAAGAUGAUGAUAGGAGACCUAUCUGUGAGGCAUUGCUCAAGGAGCUCAAAGAACAAUUGAAUGCAUUCAACGCAAUUGUAUCAAGUUUCUCAACAUGUAACACAUCGAAUUUAUCCGAAGUCCAACAUCAUUGGAAUAUUUUGAAUCGCGAAAUUACACGACUUGAACUUCAUUUACCCAUUUACGCGCGACAUCUAGAUUUGAUUGAUCCAAAUAUUUAUGGGCGUGUUCUUAUACUAAAAGCAGAUACCGGGUCUGGCAAGAGUACACAACUAGUUCAAUAUUUAGCUGAUGCCUUGUUGGCAACACAAGGACAAAUUAUUUGUACUCAACCUCGACGUUUAGCUGCACGAGCAUUGGCUUCUCGAGUUGCUGAAGAGUUCGGAUGUAAAUUAGGCGAAGAGGUUGGCCUUCAUAUUGGCGUUAGCCGUGCACUAGUAUCAGCCCGAACUCGAAUUCGCUUUGUAACUGAAGCCGUUUUAUUAAAUGAAUAUUACAAUGAUCCUAUGUUGACAGCCUAUUCGGUAGUCAUAAUCGAUGAAGCUCACGAACGAAGAAUCGAUACAGAUUUACUCUUAGGCGCGAUGAAAAUAUGUUUGAAACAACGCAAAGAUAUUAGGUUGAUCAUCAUGUCUGCUACUUUGGAUGAUAAACUAUUAUGCAACUAUUACAAUGAUGCCUGCUUCAUGAAUAUUCCCGGGCGAACUUUUCCAAUAGAAGAUGAAUAUGCGAGUGAAGAUCCUGAAGAUUAUGUAGAUGCAGCCAUUAAAAAGACUUUUGAAAUUCUUGCAAGUGAACAAUCGGGAGAUAUUCUUGUCUUUCUCACAGGACCCGAAGAAAUCUAUCGUGCUAUCAACCAAAUCAGUUCAAAUGUUAAACGCUACGGUUCGAUUCUUCUCCUACCGUUGCAUGGUAAAUUAAAUGAAGAGGAAAUGAACUUAGUGUUUAAAGCAUCUCCUAAUAGAGAACGUAAAAUCAUAUUUGCUACUAAUGUGGCUGAAACAUCCAUAACUAUUGAUGGAAUUCGUCAUGUGAUUGACUCUGGUAUGGUCAAAGAAAUGAUGUGGGAUCCACAAAGCAAAACGCGAGCACUAAAAGUAGGCUAUACUACGCAAAGUUCUGUCAUGCAACGACGUGGCCGAGCUGGACGAACUGCUAUAGGAAAAUGUUAUCAUUUGUACACAAUCGAUACUUAUGAAUCAUUGGAAGUGUGUCCUCGAGCUGAAAUUCUUUGUAUUCGACCUAGUAUAGCUGUUCUCAAAUUAAAAUAUCUUGGCAUAGGGGAUGAUGUAUCAGAAUUCGAUUGGUUGGAGCCACCUACUAGAGAGAGUAUUCAAGAUGCGGUCGAUAAUCUGAUGGCGCUGGGUGCUCUCGAUCCGAAAACAAAAAAAUUGACUGAAAUCGGAUGGACUAUGGCAAAACUAGGUCUUGAGCCCAUGCUUUCGGCCAUGAUUUUAACUGGAGAAAAAUAUAACUGCCUCAGUUAUGUGCUAGCUCUUGCAGGUAUGCUGCAAAUCUCACAGAAUGUGUGGUGGCGCGGUAAAGAUGACGAGUCGAAACAAUUGGGAGAAGAAAUACGAGCCCGGUUUGCUCAAGAUUUGAAUAUCGGCGGUGAUCAUAUAGCAUUACUUCGUCUGUAUCUUGAAUGGAAUGCUUUGGGUGACGAUAGAAGGAAUAAUGAAAAAUGGUGUCGUGAGCAUAUGAUUAACGGAAAAGCAAUGAGGAUGACAGAUAAUUUCAUUCGAGAGAUAGCAUAUCAAAUGAAAUGUAAUUUUAAAAUUGAGUUGACCAAGCUGAAUGACGAUCUAAUUCAACGAAUUUUGCGCUGUGUGUGUGCCGGCUUCUUUCAACAAUUAGCCAUAACCAAUGGAAAUCUUCGUGCUGGCUAUAGACUGAUAAAUAAGUCUAGUAAGACAUUUGCACGAGUACAUCGAUCGUCUACACUGACAUUCGUUGAAAAAACGCCAAAGUUUAUAAUCUAUCAUGAUAUACUUAUCAUCAAUGAAACUACCUAUUUGACGGCACUGUGUCCAAUCGAUUUCGAUUGGCUAGAUAAGUCUUGGUUAGCCACCAUGCCGCAACUGACGCUUCAAACUGUUAUCAAAAGUCACGUCUUUGAAAAUCUUGGGCCAGCACUUUUGCUUUCAAUUGUCGGAAAGAAAUGUCAACAUAGACCAUGGCUUGAAGAAUCGUUCAAUGUACUCCUUGAUCCAAACUAUGAACAAUCACGAAUUACAAUAUGGGGCGAACAGAGAAUGCUUGCUAAUGCACAACAACAUCUCGAACGAAUUAUAGAUCAAGAACGAGGAAAACUUCGUACUGAAGUAAAAGAAUAUCAAAUUAUUGGAUCGACCAGAAUUUUACUGGGGGCAGGUGGUCAAACUGAACUGGUUCUGGUUAAAGACGAAUAUGUUAAAGUAUUGCUUACUCGACUACCACCAAAUGUCACUGAAAAGCAAAUUGAAGAAAAAUGUCUUCCGUAUGGCAAAGUGCGAAAUAUUGUUAUACUUCGAAGAAACCAGAGUGGAAGUCUAGCUUCGGUCACUUUUUACUCAUGUGACAGUGCUCGAUCAGCAGUUACUAAUUUGUCGCAUCAAAUAUGGGAUGGCAGAGAAUUAAACGCGAAUCCUAGCCAAAAAAAUGUGUCAAUUCAUACAGGAAGACAAAACUGUAAAUUGAAAGUUCAAUGGUUUAUGACGAAAUCUCAAUGUUCGGCACGAGUACAAUUCAGUCAACAGGAAGCAGCCUUUAAAGCUCUUGAAUUCUUCGAAGAAACACGAAAAUUUCGUUGUCGCAUUGAACCAAUUACAAGUAAUCCAACAAUUAAAUGUUCUUGCUCAUUAGCGGUGCACACGGGUAAAGGCAUGAUAUUUUUUCAAACUGCUGAACAAGCUCAGAAAGUACUUAAAUGUGAUAAUUCAUCUCCGUUUCAUCUCCGAAGAAAUCCCAAAGAUGAUUUAUCUCUAUGGAUAGAAAACGUACCGGCAAAUCUGGAUGAAUAUGAUUUAAAAAACAGUUUCAUUAAUAUUACUGGAGUGACGUUGCAGCGAGGUUUCCGCAGAAUAGCACUUGCACAACUCAGUGUAAUUGAAGAUGAACUUCGUCGACUGUUCAAUUCAUAUCGAUCGUUUCAACGUGAAUUAGUCGCUGUUAUGCCACAAUCUAAAAAGGGUGUGCUAGAAGCGUAUGUUCAAUUUACUGAUGAACGAGAUAUGCAGACCGCUAUUGAGAACCUGAACAACAAGCCAAAUUUAAUUGGUUCAGGCAAAUUGAGACUUUCAGUUUACAAAUAUCAGUUUCCAAAGAAGCCGACUAAAGUGGCGGAUAAAUCAGCAUUUCUUAUCAAGCUCUACCAGUUAAAAGCUGACAUUGACGAAGAAGUUCUCAUUCAAGAUCUCAAUCAGCAUCGUUUGGGUGAUUACAUAAUAGAUGUUAAUGUUUUUCGCGAAUCAUUACCAAAAUAUCCAUCUCGAGACGCAUCAGAAACUAGGUCUGAAGAAGAUGAAAUUAACCUGAUUAAGCUGCAAUCUCUAUUCAGUGAUCGUAGAAAGUUUCGUUCUGCGCCGGAUAUUCAAAUUCGUCCAGCUACAAACGAUGGUCGCGUUGUGGCAUUCGUUCUGUUUGAUCAUCCUAGUGAUGUUAUAACGGCUAUGCACAUGUAUGAAACACCAGACGAUCCUAACCUUUUGAAAUUUGGCGAUUAUAAAAUGCGGUUAAUACCAAUAAUUGAUCAUACCAUUGAGCUUAAUGCAGCGCUAACUCGCGCUAUACCAAAACAAAUUGAGCACGCCAUUGAAACGAUUAAACGCGACCCGAUAUUAUCAAACAUAGCUUUAAUUAAAAAGAUCCCGCUAAAGAAUCAACAAGAGAUUACCCGAAUUUCAAUUAAAGGAGCCAGCAUUCAAAAAAUUUAUAAAGCUCGUGCCAUCUUCGAAGAAUUGAUGAAAGGUCUAAUAUUCAAAUUUGCAGAGCCUUCAUGGGUUUCAGUUAUUUUUGAUGUAACGGGUAAAACGUUUCUACAGAAGGUUCAGGACCGCACCGGUACAUAUAUUUGGUGGGACUGGAGGUCGACAUUCUUGAGAAUUUUCGGUAACGACCAAGCCAGUAACAAAGCCUAUCAAGAGAUUAAUGAUUACAUUCACGAGACACUUGAUCAAAACAAGUAUUCAGUUCCUAUUCGUAUUCCAGAAGGUUGCAUCCGUCAAUCUAUUGAGCAAUCAAGCGAACUCCGUCGUAUGGGCAAUGAAGAAGUUAAAGUUACUAUUGAUGUAUUAAAGCGUCUCAUUAUUAUCAAUGGAGAUAAAAAUAAAGUACUCGAAUGUGAGCGAAAAAUAAAAGAUCGGCUUGGCAGUUAUUUACCAGAAUAUGUUCAUACUACUACUACUGCUGCUGAUUUUCAACAUUUGGCGAUACCAACCAAUGAAGAACGUGUAUGCUCUAUCUGUUUAUCUGGCUUCAAGUCGCCAUACUACUUACAACCAUGUGGGCAUACGUUUUGUCGAUUAUGCUUACAAAAUUAUUUUGAAAACAUUUAUAACACAGAUGCUUUGCAUUUAUGUUGCCCAUUAGACACGUGCAAAGUGGAAUGUGUCAUUCAGGACAUUGAAGCUAUACUUGGCUUUGAAAAAAUGUCUUGUCUAGCUAAGAUUGCUUUUCAAAUUUAUAUUGGUCGCCAAGAAAGUGAUCUCAGUCAGUGUAUUGGGAACAAUUGUGAUCAGGUAUAUCGCCCAUCACAAUAUUCCUCGAGUUAUCACUGUGAUCAAUGUAACGAAAACUAUUGCAUACCAUGUAAAGUUGAAUAUCAUUUUGGUAUGACCUGUACACAAUAUAAACAACCUGAGCGCGAACUAAAUCAAAAAUUUCUCUCGACUAACAAUUGA